This is a messenger RNA of Entrophospora candida, 3447 nucleotides long. NCBI's taxonomy places the organism in Eukaryota, Fungi, Glomeromycota, Glomeromycetes, Entrophosporales, Entrophosporaceae. The record is from the annotation of a GenBank genome assembly.
AUGAGUUCUUCUGCAUUAUUUGUACGAGCAUUAUACGAUUUCAACUCGACAGAUUCAUCAAGUCUUUCUUUCAAAAAAAAUGAUAUUAUUCAAGUUUUGACUCAAUCAGAAACUGGUUGGUGGGAUGGUUUGUGUGGAGGUAAACGUGGUUGGUUUCCUAGCAACUAUGUUGCUUUGUCAGAUUGGAUUCUUCAACAUACACCAGAUGGUGAAUUAUUUUAUUAUAAUACAAAAACUGGUGAUUCAUCUUGGGACUUACCAAUAGAUGAUGGUUUCCUAAGCACUUCAUCUCCACAACAAUCAUUCCCUGAACAUGAUUCCCCUUUCUUAGUCAACAAUUCUGAUAACAAUUCGCGAAGAAAUUCGAAUGACAUUAAUGGUAAUAGUAAUAGUAAUAAUAAUAACGAUCUAAACAACAAAGACAACGAUGACGAUAAAGUAACAAGAGAAAUCAGGUGGACCCAUCCUGGUAGAGAUAGUAUUGCUACCUCCAUAAUUAAUAGAAUAAAUGGAAGAAGUAAUAUAGUAAUCGAUGAAGAAGAUGAAGAUACUGAAGAAGAUACUGAAGAAGAUACUGAUGACGAUACUACUGAUAAAAGUUUAAAUGUAAUAAAAGAAGAAAAUGACGAACGGUAUAUUAUUAAUAAUCACGUUGAAAAAACAGCAAAAAUGAAAGAAAAUAUUGAUGAUGGGGAGGAAUCUGCUGAUAAAGAAACUAUACAUAGUUUAAAUCUAGCCGUAAAGCAAAACGAAAAGCAUCUAUACAACUCAUCUACAGAAUCAAUAGUUGAAAAUGUUCGUAUAAUGUUGUACGCCUCGGGCACAAUUCAAAAAGAUUCAAGAAUAUUUAGAGAAAAUCUACCAUUAAAAACCUAUCAUAAUCAAUUAGUGACCGCAGUUAGUAGAUUGGUAAUCUCAACAAAAGCGGCUGUUAAUACUGCCCCCAAUACUUGGCAAUCGCCCGAGACUAUGUUAGAAAAAAUAAAUGAUGUAUAUCAUGCUAUACAACAAUAUAUUCAAGAAGCUGAAAAUACUGUCAAGAUUAAAAGGAUUAAUCCUAAAAUUUUGAAAAAUUCCAGAGUUGGCGGUGGCUGGCGUGGUAACAAUAUUUUAUCAUCAGCGUCUUCUUCACCACCUGCAUCUCCUAUAUCAACAUCAUCACUACCACAGCGUAGAAUUUCUCCCUCAUUAUCAUUGACUCUGGAUGUUCUUCUCUCACUAGACAAUGUUUCUCUUUCACAAAUUGGUCAAUUUCUUUAUUAUGUCGAGGAUCUUGAUUUACGCGAGUUAUCAGAAAAAAAUUAUCACGACUCCCUAAACGAUUUUAAAGUUUCAAAACAGACUUUGUAUAAUAGUAUAGCCAAUCUCGCUAUCUUUACUCAAUCUGCUGCCAAUCCAUUAUCCUUACCAUUAUUAAAUAAUCCAUUAAAACAAGUAUUGGAUUAUGCCAUUGUAGUUGAGAAAUCGGUAAAUAAUGUUAUUAUAUCAAUUAAGUUUUUGGUGGAAGAAAGUGAAAUUCAAAUUCAUCCUUCUUCACCAUCUUUCGUACUUCCACAACCACAAUCAUCAUACUCUCAACAAAUUCAUCCAUAUCAACCAAUUCAAUCUUAUCAACCUCUUCCAUUACAUUUUGCUCGUAGACGUAGUAGUGCACCAGAUGCCCCUCCUACUAAACGUCGAGUUCCUCACAAUUUUGUUCCAACAAUUAAUACAACGAUAAACAAUAACGUCAACAAUUACCAAAUUAAUGAAGAUCCUUCAUCUGCUUCUUCAUUAAUGAUGGAUGAUGAUAUUUCACGCGAAUCUGAUAGCCCGUCAUUUGCUUUAUCUACCACGUCCACAAUAAACUCAUCAUACUCAAUCCCAACAACUGCAAUUUCAUCAUCAACAACGACAAUACCAAAAUCUCCUGUUUCAGAAAAUCCUUCAAUAAUUACUACUACAUCACUUGGUUCUAGAACCUUUUCAAGUUUCACUAGUCGUCUUCGAUCAAAUAGUUCUGUCUCUACAUCAAAUACUGCUUAUGACAAUUCGUCGAAUAUAUCACUGCCAUCUUCUUCUACUUCGUCAUUACAAACACCAACGAUAAAAACACCUGCAAAUUCUAACGAACAAUCGCCACCAUUACCUGAUGAUCCAAAACCGCUACAUGAAAAUAAUCCCCCUGGCGAAGAAUUAUGGUUUUUAGAUUACGAUUAUCGUGAGAUAGACAUAAUUUUUAUUAAUGAAAGUAAAACGACGGUAAAAGGCGGAACACUUGAUGCAUUGAUAGAACGAUUAACAAUGCACGAUCUACUAGAUUCGAAUUUUAAUGCCACCUUCCUGCUAACAUAUCGAUCAUUUUGUGAUUCUGAUACAUUUCUCGAGAAAUUAAUAGAUAGAUUUAUUAUCAAACCGCCGGAAGGAAUGACACCAAGUGAGAAAGAGAUAUGGCAAGAGAAGAAACAGACACCGAUCAGGUUGAGAGUUCUUAGCAUAAUGAAAAGUUGGUUGGAGCAUUAUUAUAUGGAUGAUCAAGAUAGUCAUUGUUUGACUAGAAUGAAAGAGUUUGCUAGUACGGUGAUGAGUGAGCAUAUGUCGUUUGCGUCUGUGGGUCUUAUCAAGAUAAUUGAGAAACGACAAUUUCAGCCCGGUGCAAUAUUUCGUGAAUUGAUCAAUACGAGCCCUAUCCUACCACCACAACCUAUCUUGCCAAGAAAUUUAAGAAGAAUUAAAUUUUUGGAUUUGAAUCCUUUGGAAAUUGCAAGGCAGUUGACUAUUAUCGAAAGUAGGUUGUAUAAUAAAAUAAGACCUGUUGAGUGUUUAAAUAAGGCUUGGAGUAAAGAGGAAGGCGGUGAGAUUGCUGCAAAUAUUAAAGCUAUGAUUAUAACAGGAUGGGUAGCGGAAAUGAUACUGAAUAAUCCAGAUAUAAGAAGACGAUGUGCAUUAAUAAAACAUUUUGUGGCGGUGGCAGAUAAAUGCUUACUAUUGAAUAAUUUCAAUUCACUUACCGCAAUCAUAUCAGGAUUAAAUAGUGCUCCAAUUCAUCGAUUGAGAAGAACAUGGGAAACUGCUAGUCAGAAAACGAUCACGUUGUUAGAAGGUUUAAAUAGAGUCAUGAAUUCUACAAAAAACUUUUUUGCAUAUCGUGAAACUUUACAUAGUGUCAACCCGCCUUGUGUACCGUUUUUAGGUGUAUAUUUAACAGAUUUAACAUUUAUUGAAGACGGCAAUCCCAAUAUACUUAAAAAACAAACAAAUAUAAUCAAUUUUUCAAAAAGAAUGAAAACAGCAGAGGUUAUUAGAGAAAUUCAACAAUAUCAAUCAGUUCCUUAUAAUUUAACCUCUGUUCAAGAAAUACAAGUUUUCAUAGAGACUAACUUAAAAGAUAGUGAUGAUGUAGCUAAUUUAUAUGAUAAAAAAGAUGAAAAAAUUGCUAGAUUAUUACAAGAAUCUGGUUUCUUAUAA